GUUUAGAUUAUUGAACGAUGAAGAAGAAUAUUCUAAUUUUAUCAACGGGUUCAAUUGCUGUUGUUAAAUUAGUAAAGAUAAUCCAAGGAAUAAAAGAUGAAUUCAAUGUGCAAGUAGUUUUAACGGAAUCUGCUAGUAAACUAGUAGACGCUAAUGACUUAGAUUGUAAGGUAUAUAAGGAUCAGGAUGAGUGGAAGGACUUCAAAGCGAUUGGUGAUGACAUAUUACACAUUGAAUUGCGUAAAUGGGCAGAUUUAAUUGUUAUAGCGCCUUUAUCUGCUAAUAGUCUAGCUAAAAUAUCCAAUGGAUUAUGUGAUAAUCUACUAACUUCAAUCCUGAGGGCGAAAGAUGACGAAACAAAGGUUAUAGCCUUCCCUUCAAUGAAUACUUAUAUGUACAAGAACCCGUUAACAGCUAUUCAGCUGGACAUACUUAGAAACAUUUUGGGUUUUUAUUUAUUUGGUCCAAUCGAGAAGACAUUAGCAUGUGGAGAUAGCGGUAUAGGCGCGAUGUCAGAAUAUCAAGAUAUUAUAAAUUUAAUUUAUGAAUUUUCUAUGCAUUGAUCUCUCUCUCUUCUUUCUUAUAUAAUGUCCAACUUUUUUGGUAGCAUAGGGUGAGAAAUAAAUAUUUAGUCUUUAUUUACAGCUCAUUUAAUGAAUUUAUUAGUAGAAUACAGAUCUCCAAUACCAACAUCACCUACGACGACGACAGCACCAACAGCUAAUAUACCCAAUACUAAACCUUUAUUCUUAUGUCAACCAUUUGUUAAAGCUGCGCUAGUUAAAGGUAGCUUUAAGACUAUCGUCGUUCUACCUAAGCACGUUGACGUUAAUGAAUGGGUUGCUAUAAACUUAUUCGAUUUCUUUCAUAAUUUGAACUCAUUCUAUGGCGUUAUUUCGGAGACUGUAACGAUAGAAUCAAAUCCUACGAUGUCCGCUGGUCACAACUUCGAUUACACUUGGAUUGAUCAAUCAAGAAAGUUGGUGAAAUUACCUGCACCUACUUAUAUUGACUAUGUUAUGGUUUGGGUACAAUCUUUACUAAAUGAUGAAUCUGUUUUUCCCACUAAACAAGGCAAUUACUUUCCACCUACGUUCCCAAGUUCAGCUAAACACCUUUAUAAACAACUUUUUAGAGUUUUCGCUCACUUAUAUUGGUCACACUUUACUUCUUUUGUUCACUUGAGUUUGGAAGGUCAUUUGAAUAGCUUAUUCGCUCACUUUGUAGCGUUCGGUAGAGAGUUUGACCUCAUCGAUCAAAGAGACGUCGUCGGUUCUGGCGUAGGCGAAUUAAUGAAGGUCUGGCGUGAUCAAGGUACUUUGGAUUUAUAAUAUCGUUUUUCAUUAAAUAUAUACAUUCAUACAAACUUUAGAUUAUUCACUUUACAUGUUGCGCCAUAGAAUAAGUAUUCAAAAAUUUCUCUUCACCUGAUGGAAAUACCUUUACCAUCCACUCAUCUUCAUCAUUGCUUAUUAAUUUAGCUAGCUCUCCUUUGUAUUCUCCUUCAAUGACCAUAGCGUUUUGUCCUUUGUCAAAUGCACUAUCACCAGGUUGAACAGGUGAAAUAAAUCGAUUUGAUAAAGUUAUCUUCUCAUUAUUACUUUCAUCUAAUAACUUUACUAUUACGUUAUCAUAAGCGUUACACCUAAGUAACGAUCCGUAUUUUCCAUCAAACUUGCCAUCUUCAAAUUGUCUAACUGAAUCGAUCUUUACUUUAAUAUCAACGUUAUCUCUGAACCAAUUGACUGGUGGACCAUGCCUAAUUUGCAUUCUUGACGAAUGCAUUUGAGGUCCUGAACUACUAUCAUAAGGUGUAGAUGCAUAUCCACCACCACCUGGAGUUGGUGCACCAUAUGGUGUAGGGGCGAGACCUCCUCCACCUGGAGUUGGUGCGCUAUAACCAGGUGUGUAUCCUACUCCAGGUGUAGGUGCUCCACCAGGAGUAGGUGCUCCUCCAUAAGGCGUAGGUGCUCCGCCAUAAGGGGUUGGAGCUGAAUAAUCAUCUUGGGUGUCCCAACUCGUAUCUUUAUUUUGUAAUGACAUACUGCUGAUAUCUACCGAACUUUCUCCAUCAUUAUGUAUUGACUCCCACGCUGCAUUACCUUGGCGAUCGUCAAAUGAUGAAACUUCAUUAGAACGAUCUGAUGGUUUCUGAAAUCCAGAUGAAGAUUUAUCCCUCGAAGGUGAAUUUGAGGAAGCAGCAUUUGAAUAACGAUUGGGUGAAACUGAUCCCCAAUUUUGUUCAUUUAGAUCAUUCAAUUGUUGACCAGGUGUAUUAUUACCCCACGCAGCACCACCUGGUGUUUUCGAACCUGCGUUCCAACUUGGUGUUUUUGAUCCUGCACCCCAUGCACCUGCUGCUGGAGUUCUUGCGCCUGCGCCCCAUCCAGGUGUUGCACCACCACGUACACCAGGUGUCUUCGAUCCUGCAGCCCAUGCACCUGCUGCAGGUGUCCUUGCGCCUGCGCCCCAACCAGGUGUUGCACCACCACGUACACCAGGUGUCUUUGAUCCUGCAGCCCAGGCACCUGCUGCUGGUGUACGGCCACCUGCACCCCAAGGUGUAGCACCACCUUGACCAAAUGGUGUUUUA
Messenger RNA from Wallemia mellicola CBS 633.66, 2593 nucleotides. RefSeq lists its product as hypothetical. Gene Ontology annotation, biological process: positive regulation of protein phosphorylation; cell division; signal transduction. The transcript is spliced from 3 exons. The record is from RefSeq and is a predicted model, not a curated record. Gene Ontology annotation, molecular function: protein kinase activator activity. Bases 654 to 1331 code for a protein of 225 amino acids. Lineage: Eukaryota; Fungi; Basidiomycota; Wallemiomycetes; Wallemiales; Wallemiaceae. Gene Ontology annotation, cellular component: nucleus; cytoplasm.